Messenger RNA from Fusarium keratoplasticum, 960 nucleotides. RefSeq lists its product as uncharacterized. The coding region runs from base 1 to 960 and encodes 319 amino acids. The record is from RefSeq and is a predicted model, not a curated record. The transcript is spliced from 2 exons. NCBI's taxonomy places the organism in Eukaryota, Fungi, Ascomycota, Sordariomycetes, Hypocreales, Nectriaceae.
AUGGCUCUCGCGACAGACGAGACAGGAGAAGCCGAGACUCGCGUUCGCGCUCUCGGUCACCAGCUCAUAAGCGCGCAAAGACAUCGUCCUCGCGCCAUGAAAGACACUCGACCGAGCCAAGUGGCCACCACUCAUCAUCCAGGCAUCGGCAUCGAGAGCAUGCGAGCCGCGCGCCGGCCGCUGUUUGCCGACUACCUUGAUCUUCAGAAGCAGAAGGAUAUUGAAGAGAUGGAUGAGCGCGAGAUCAGGGGGAGGUGGAAGAGCUUCAUCGGGAAGUGGAAUCGUGGGGAGCUGGCUGAAGGUUGGUAUGAUCCUGAGAUGUUUGCUCGGAUUACUGCCCAGAACCAGGGCACUUCCCGCGCUAGUCACUCGACUGCGAGAAGAGACGAAAGAGAGGAGAGGGUGGAUGAUAAUGCCAAGGGAAGGGACGAUAACAGCGAAGACGACGACGACUAUGGUCCUACCCUCCCAACAUCGGAUCCCACGCGCCGAUCUGGACCGGGAAUACCCACGCUGCAGGACCUCUCCCUCCGCGCUGAACUCGCAGAGGAAGACAAGCAAGCCUCCAUCGCAGAUCUCCGCGCCGAACGCAAAGCCGACCGAGCCGUCCAGCGCGAACGCCUCGACGAGCUCGUCCCACGCGCCGAGCCAGGCACACGUGAGCGAAUGCUCGAGAAGCGCGCAGCGGUAUCUGAAAAGAUGCGGUCGUUCCGCGACAAGAGCCCCGGGGCCAUGGAGGCGAGCAGCGAGCGCGAGCUCAUGGGGGGAGGGGACUCGCUCGAGGAGUACAAGCAGGCCAAGCAGCGGGAGCAGCGGCGCAAGACGGAGAGGGAGAUUCGCAGGGAGGAGAUUGAGCGCGCAAAGAGGGAGGAGAUUGAGGAGAAGAGGAGGGCGUGGAGGGAGAGGGAGGAGGGGACGAUUGGGAUGCUCAAGGAGUUGGCGCGGCAGCGUUUUGGAUAG